Messenger RNA from Strongylocentrotus purpuratus (purple sea urchin), 2266 nucleotides. RefSeq lists its product as uncharacterized. Lineage: Eukaryota; Metazoa; Echinodermata; Echinoidea; Camarodonta; Strongylocentrotidae. The record is from RefSeq and is a predicted model, not a curated record. The coding region runs from base 433 to 1428 and encodes 331 amino acids. The transcript has 3 exons.
CUCUGCGUCGUAAAGUGAACCCGAUGUCGGUAUAUCACUACUAUAUAUACGCCAUACCGGUUUUUCUUUAAAAUCAGACAAUACUAUCUGGCUAGGAGGCCUGCCUUUCUUUAAUGUCGGGUUAACGACGCAUACUAUCGAUAAUGAGAAUAAAAGAAUCCAAGACGUUAUUGAUUGGCACGCAGGAUUGUUUCUCAAUAACAAACUCGGUACAACAUGGCUACUGCCAUACAAACAGGGGUAUCGUAUCGUAGUUUCGGUAAAAUUUAUCACAUUUGCUCUCUGGAGAAAAAAAAAUUGACCAAGCAGGAACAACGGAUUUGCAGCGUCCUUAGGAACACCUUAUUUAUCAAGAGAAAUCUUAGACAGUUGAAGCUACAAGAUAAGAAAAUACUGCCUUUUCUCAACUUCACCCAGAAAGGGUAAUGCAAGAUGAACCCCAAAACACUUUCCGCUGAUCCCGUUGCUAGUGGAAAUGUUGUGGAAACAGCACAGGGCGUAGGAGCAGCUAAAGAAGAUGAUGCGGUAGCUAUCAAGGGAUACGCUAGAAAACCUGUUCCGGUGAAGUUCCCAAAAUGUUGGGAGUUUAUGACCCUCAAUCAGAGACGAGAGAAUGUCAUUGAUAAACACUCUAUCUAUGGAAAUCCUUCAAAUUUAACCGGACUGCCCAUCCCUGGCCAGCGGACAGCCAUAGUUCGGGAAUUAUCGGACAUUGGAUGGCGGGAAGAAAGAGGAUACAUCAAGAAAGUGACUGGUUUCCCUCUUAGUGCGUGUGUUAAUGGAAUGAGGAAUGAGACCAAACGAAGAGUACGCCAUCUCUCGCCCAUUAGACUACCAACUGCCAACACUAUUUGUGACGAGUAUAACUGGAUGCACAAUGGCGUCCAUGGAAAGAUGCUCCUAUCCAAUAAGAAAUACAGACAUAUUCUGCAAUCAAACCUAGCUGAAAGCCAUGACGAAAAGCAGAAACUUCAUUACUGUGAGGUGCUAGGACAAAGGGUAUGUGCAGACUGCAUUGAGCACACCAACAGAAAAAUGGCUAUUGAAUAUCAACAUGAAGCCUUUCCUGAAAUUGAAGUAACAGCAUCCAGAUUGAUAGCACCUAAACUCUCCAAACUUUUAUCAGACAGACUGAAAUCAGCUGUACCAUCACCAGAGUAUAAUCAACAAACAAUGGAAGCUGGGUUGCUAGGUAACGCUCAGAGUCCACCUCCUUACAGGCAACCAUCAGCUCUACGUAAUCAACGUCGGGUGACAAUCUACAGCGAUGCAAUGAUCAAUUCACUUCAUCAAACUUUAAAACGAGAUAGAAGGAUGACAGCUGAGACACUUCAUGAUGUUCGAGAAAUGAGACUUAAGAAAGGAAAACGUGCCACUUUGAGACAAUUACCACUUGAUAAACUUAAUGAAGCUAAUAAGGGUAUGUAGCAUUAUACUGCAUCAUGUGUUGUCAUUGUUGUGUACCUUAAUAAAUAACUGUUAUUUAGAAAUAAUAUGAUACCAGCCAGUAGUUGCUAUUCGACGGAGAGACAAAGUCAAGCACUGCUCUUAGAGGUAACUAAUGAAAACAUAAAGUAAAACAUAUGUAUGAUUCAUAGUUAUACAUGCUAUUGAAAUUAAAUUGAGCCAAUGAAAUGCACUGUACAAACAUGGAUUUCAUGACUCAUCUUUGUGAUCUGGUUAGAAAACAAUUAUACGAAUGACAUUUGGAAAGAUAAUUCUGCUAGGUAUCGAACAAAGCCCCUAACCACAAGGUCCUUAAAAAAGUAUACUUGUUAUUUCUUUAGGAUAGUUUAAAAUACUUAGUAAUCUCUACAAAUUAGGUGUCGCGGCAGUAUAAAAAGUAAAAAUAUCUUUCACUUAAAAAAGAAAGAUAUAUUUGUUAUCAUUGUUCCUUUACCAUGUCUAGGUCCCCUUUUGUAUUUCCCUUUUUGUAUUUCCCUUUUUGUAUUUCCCCUCUCCUCCUUCUCACUCUCUCUCUCUCUCUCUCUCUCUCUCUCUCUCUCUCUCUCUCUUGGUACAAACUGCCCAUUAGUGUAUAUUAUCUUUAAAUGUAACUAUAUGUAAUUGUUCCCGUAUGUUAUACAUUUUUGUUAUUACUGGGGUAGUUCACGAUCAUUGAUUUUUAAAUACCCCUUCAACAGACGUGUAAACAUGAAGAUAGUACUUUUAUCAUUCCAUGUAUUCUAUGUCUGCAAUAUUUGGAUUGUACAUGUAUAUGUGUUUUUGUAUUUGUGGAAUAAAGUUGACAUUGAAUUAAUCUGAA